Messenger RNA from Dreissena polymorpha, 686 nucleotides. RefSeq names its product beta-1,4-galactosyltransferase 4-like. Gene Ontology annotation, biological process: carbohydrate metabolic process. The coding region runs from base 38 to 565 and encodes 175 amino acids. Gene Ontology annotation, molecular function: glycosyltransferase activity. The record is from RefSeq and is a predicted model, not a curated record. NCBI's taxonomy places the organism in Eukaryota, Metazoa, Mollusca, Bivalvia, Myida, Dreissenidae. The transcript has 5 exons.
UACAUAUCCGUCUUCCAAGCCAGUUAGUUCCAAACAAAUGGUCGCGCUCGUGGUUCCGUACAGAAACCGACCUUCACAGCUGCCGAUAUUUAUAUCUAGAAUAUUUCCUUUCUUGCAACGCCAGCUUGUAGAUUUUAGGAUGUUUCUUAUAGAACAGGACCCCAGUGGAGCGUUCAAUCGAGCCAAGCUGUUCAACGUCGGAUACAACGAGUCCUCAAAGUACGGCGACUUUGACUGCUUUAUUUUCCAUGAUGUCGAUCUAAUUCCGGAGAAUGACACAAACCUUUAUCAAUGCGAGGACCAGCCCAAGCACAUGUCCCCGGCUAUGAGUUCGUUCAAUUAUAGGAUCCCAUAUUCCUCUUUUGUUGGAGGAGUCCUAGCCAUGAAUAAAACAGUCUUCCAGCUGGUGAAUGGCUUCUCCAAUCUCUACCUCGGAUGGGGAGGCGAGGAUGAUGACAUGUCAGUAAGAAUUCUCGAAAAUGGCUUCAAAGUUCGUCGACCACCUUUAGGAGCAGAUUCAAGCUUUUGGAGGAGGCGAAGACGAGAAUGGCAACUGAAGGGCUGAAUUCACUUCAAUAUAACUUGGUAUUCUCAAACACCACGAAGAAUUACGUGCACAUAAUGGCGAACCUAUAUACUAUUUGAUAUGUACAGUCAACUUUUUUAUGUAACAUUAACCUCAAUAU